This is a messenger RNA of Coregonus sp. 'balchen', 7554 nucleotides long. Lineage: Eukaryota; Metazoa; Chordata; Actinopteri; Salmoniformes; Salmonidae. The record is from the annotation of a GenBank genome assembly.
CUACUGCAGAGUUCUCGCUGGGGCAGUACUGUUCAGGGUUCAUCACACACACUGAAGUGGAAGUCCAGUUUGAGAGAAAGCAUUUACACCGGUUUUUGAAGAAAGAAGAAACCUUAGGGACCAAAGGAUUACAAUAUGAACCGGACAACCAACAGGCAAACCACCACUUCAUCCUCGUACAAGAGGAUGUUCGGCGGCGAAGGACGCCCCGGUGUCGGGAUGGCUCGGUCUACCUUGUCUAGCCGCCAGUACUCGAGCCCGGUGCGCUCCUCUCGGAUGUCCUACAGCGUCUCCUCCGCUCCGCCGAGCAUCUAUGCCUUCAAGAAUGUCCGACUCCGCAGCAGCGCCCCUAUGCCCCGGCUCUCGUCCGACAUGGUGGACUUCGCUCUGUCCGAUGCCAUCAACUCGGAGUUCAAAGCCAACCGGACCAACGAGAAGGCGGAGAUGCAGCACCUCAACGACAGGUUCGCUAGCUACAUCGACAAAGUGCGCUUUCUAGAGCAGCAAAACAAGAUCCUGUUAGCGGAGCUGGAGCAGCUAAAGGGCAAAGGCGCGUCCCGCAUCGGGGAUCUGUACGAGGAUGAGAUGAGGGAUCUGCGGAGGCAGGUGGACCAGCUCACCAAUGAGAAAGCCCAUGUCGAAGUGGACCGGGACAACCUAGGAGAGGACAUCGAGAGGCUCAGAGAAAAGUAGGCAACGAAUGUACUUUAUUUUCUAAAUUCCCCCCACCCCCCCAUCUCAGAAGCACUAUAUGAACAAUUAAUGCGUAAAACUGCCAAGAGAGACUACACGUCCCUUUUCACUUUUUGUUCCACAAGACCUUUGUUGGAAUAAAUUCAUUCAUUCCCAAAAAAAUGUAUUGGCAACGGUCCAUGCAUGCUUUAGUUCUUUGUAAAGCCAUUAGCCCACAGCCCCAGAACUGCAUGCAGAUUAAGGGCAAUUAAGCGCUCUUCCCUGUCAAAGAUUUAGCUGUUUUGUUCAAAGCCUGGAUGGAGUUGACGUUUUGCACUGAACAUAUUAUGCAAUCACGAAAUACUUGAAAAUGAGCUCAUUCUUCCAAUGGCAGCUUUCCAUUGGAAUAUUUGGGCUGUUUUUAAAGAAAGGGGAACGAUUAUCCUUUUCUUGCACAUAUAUGGCUAAUAAUAAUGUUGUAGCAGAUUUCAAAUAGUAUAAGUUAUUGGUAAAAGUAACCUCAGAUAAGACUCAAGAUGUUAUGGUGAUAUUAGUCAGGACUCAGGAGUAGCACUAUAGCCUUCCCUACUCCAGGACUUCCUCACCAAAUGUGGGUGUGGCACUUGAAAUGAAUUAUGUAAUACUCUCCAAUGCUAUUUUCAGGCUCCAGGAUGAGAUGAUCCAGAAAGAGGAAGCGGAGCACAACCUGCAGAGCUUCAGACAGGUAUUCACAUAAUUAUUCCUUCAUUCUAUUCAUCCUUCAUCUAAAAGAAGUGCAAACACAACAAACAUUCUAUUUGUGUUAUGCAAUCUAUUUUUAUGAAUUAUUUAUCAACAGUAAACGACAUAGUCCUGUUCAUUUCAUACUGAAUACUUGUGAUUGUUUUUUCCUACUAAAGCAUGUCUUUUGAAAUGUGAAGAUCAACAUCAUGCCUGGUGAAGUUGCGUAGGUCCCAUGUAGAGAUGUUUCACCUCGUGUCAAUCUCUAGUCAAACAGCCAGCCAUGUUGGGCGUGUUGCAACCAACUCCAUUUGACCAAAGUCUUGACACGAGUGUGUUUUUAUUUUUUUAGUAUUCUUUUUAGUAUUUUUUUCUUCUUGUGUAUAUCCUAUAUGUAAUUGUAAGAUGCAGGGCACCCUCGCAAAAGAGACGUUGGUCUCAGUGGCAUGCCCUGUUAAAAUAUAAAGUAAAAUGAAGUGUUUUUUGCUGUUCAUUCAUGGAGCGCAACGUGUGCAGUUUACAUUAGAAUGACUGCCUUUCCACUGAUGCUGGCUACUCAAGUGUUACUCUAGACAUUUUAGAGAAGGUAUUUUGGGGAUUUAGGUCAAAUCGCCAUUGGUUUUCAUUCAUUUGGUGGCAUUACAGUAAGGAGCUGUUUUGAAGGCUUUGUUACUGCGGACCUUGGUGGUUAUUGAUCUUCUCGUACACCUCACAGUGGGCUCCCCAUUCAGAAUGCAGUCUCAUUCAAAUGAGCAAUAUAACUUUUGUUUCGGAGAGAACAUUAAAUCAAGUAGAGCUCCCUGAUAAUGUAUACGCAACCUAAUACAUCAUUCUAAGAAUAGGGAUACACCUUAUCCUCAUCAAGAUGCCACUUUCUAGCCUACAUUGCUUUUUUUUAUCACUUUUGUUCUCCCCUUGGGGAAUUACCAGUGGAACACGUAGUGGGGUGAGGUUGUCAAAUAUAAUGUGACAAGAGCCCAGCUGUUGAAACAACUGUCCGACCCGAACAGAGGAAUGUCCACAGCAGCUCUCCUCCAUCCAGGCCCGGUCUGGUCCGGGCCAGUCACUGUGUCUGGGUCCUAAACACAGAGCUCAAUGGACAGCUUUGUCCCAGUUGGGGAAAUGAUGGCAGGAAAGCUGAUUCUCCAAUGCCAUUGUUUCUGUUCUGUUGAUGAGGAGAUGGAGAGGGGGGUUGUGGGUUAAAUGACAAAGCAAGCUGUUGUCUGGGUGGGCGGUACCAGUGGCGGGGGUGGGUGAGCGGCUCUGACUGACCUCAGGGCACUGGUCGGCCGGCAGGCAGCAGACAAAUGGAGACCGUGUUUGUUCAAGUACAUCUGGCGCUGGCACCAAGGGCUCUCCAGAUCCGGGCCAGACGGAGACAGAGCUGAGACCAGAGGCCAGCAAUCUGUAUGUGUGUCCAGCAGCAAAGCUCUUAUGCUGGAAAUACUUUAAAAUGUAGCUUUAUUGACAUAUGAGGCUGAUUUUAUAUCUGAUUCCUGACUGAUUAUUUUCCCCCAGUAACUACGCCACACUGUGCUGCUUGUUCACGUAUUCUUCAUUAGGGCUUUUAAAUACAGUAAACGACUGCUUCUCUGUGGGAUUUAAUGUCAUGGUGUUGCUGUGACAAUACAGGAAGCUAGGAGUUUGGAUCAAGAUGAUCAGCACUGACAGGCCAUCAGGAUGUGAAAAAUAUAUGGGUCAAAUACAAUGCAUUAUACAGAAGUUACCUGAGACCUAGUAAGGAGACCAUGUCUCUGGAUUUGGAAAAUGGGUUAAAGUAUUUUAUGAGAUAUUACGUUUUUAUUUCCAAAAUGCUAUAGCUACCAAUUUUACACAUUUGUGUUUUUUCAUCAGAAAUGAUUUCUUAUGGGUACCUUCCUGUGUGUAAAUUAUUACUGUUCUCAGAUUUGUAAUAGAUUUGAGAUAUGUAUGAAAAAUGUGACUCUGUGGUUGUCGCACCUAGCUAUCUUAAGAUAACUUAACUUACUGUAAGUCCCUUUGGAGAAGACCACCUGCUAAAUGACUGACUUUAUUGAAUAAUACAUUAAAAAAACAUUUGUAAAAAUUUGUCAAAUGUAUAAUUUGUACAUUUCUUUAUUGUUACAUUUGACUGUAAAACCUAUGUCUCUGAGUGAGGCGGAUAUAGCAUUUUGAAAUGACAUGAAACCAUCAAGUGAUAGAUUUCAAACAAAUAUAUGCCUGUCAUUGAACAACCCCAUCCCAUGAUUAGAUUGUUUUUUCACUAUUUCUUUAAAGGAUGAAAGCUAAUUUACCAACAUUUGUGAAAAUAUAUAGCGUUUUGGCAUGAAACUCUUCGUAUGCCAGAUAGAAGACUCUUAUCCUAACAUUUUAUGUACAGGUGGUCCCAGGUUCGAACCCACUAUCCUGGCAUUGCAAGUGCCAUGCUCUACCUACUGAGCUACAGAGGACCAUUUAUGCCAUUGUGGUUCAGUAUUGAGGAUGUGGACCACUAUUUACUGCAAUGCCACUGUACGGGAACAUAGAAUGUGAUUGAUGUAAAACGUUGUUCUGAAUGUUUCCUGUGAUGUAGGAUGUGGACAAUGCCUCCCUAGCUCGUCUGGACCUGGAGAGGAAGGUGGAGUCUCUUCAGGAGGAGAUCAUCUUCCUCAGGAAGCUGCAUGACGAGGUAAGUGUCUCACCUGACACCCCCCACCCGUCCCAACAGACAUACAGCUGACGGUGGUGUUGUCACUUAAGUCUGUCCAUCUAACCUUACACCCCCACCUGUGCCAAGUUCGAACAGUCCGUGUCCAGCCACCACCUCCGUCACCAAGUCCUGAGAGGAUCACGGUAUUGGCCUGUCCAGCAGAGUCAUUGCCAUGUUGAUUACACACACUCAGCGGAUCGGAAGUCUGGGAAUUACUGUCUAGAGGAUAAAUGCAUGGCAGGUGGAGCGACGACACAGAUCAAGGAGGAUUACCCCACACAGGAAGUUCAACAGCAAACCAUUUUUAAAAAAUGGUUUGUGAGAAAUCACAUUUGAAGGGAUGGCUGAAUAUGUAAACCAACAUAUCUCAAGUUACCCAACUACAUGAGUAUACUGUAACAAACACACCUGUGUGACCACGGUACAUUAUUGGACGUUAGCCAGUGAGGUAACCUUCUGAUCUGCAGAUCUAAGAUCAGUGCUGUAACCGUCCCUCUCUCCUCUAUCUACUCUGUAGGAGGUUGCUGAGCUGCAGGCACAGAUCCAGGAUCAGCAUGUUCAGAUCGAUAUGGACGUGGCCAAGCCUGAUCUGACGGCUGCCCUGAGGGACGUGCGUGUGCAGUACGAGACCCUGGCCAGCAGGAACCUCCAGGAGUCUGAAGACUGGUACAAGUCAAAGGUCCGUACCCCUCACUCACACAAUGGCUGCAGCCCAAAUGGCUUUGGUCAAAAGUAGUGCACUAUAUAGGGAAUGGGGUGCUAUUUGGGAUGCAUCUGUGUCCCCCUCACACUGUCUGUCCUCUACUUGUCGUUCAAUCCUUCACACUGGCUUUGUCUCUUUGGCCCUGUCUGUCACAAAUCACAAUGAAAGUUGAUACUUUGAGAGGAUGUAGUAGGUUAGUGUCUUGCUAUGGAGCCUAACACCAUCAGGGUUUUCAAUCUUUGAAGAUCGAUUGCAAUUGCCCAUUAGUUCACAGUUCUACGAAGACAAAGCUGUCCUACCAUGACAAAGCACAAUAGCAGUUCUAGUGUGCGGUUCUAGCAGUGAUCUCUCUCUAGGGAUGACCGAGUAGACGUGUCCAGCAGGGCUAUUCCCUAUAGGAUUAGCUUUUCAGUCUCCUAACAGGCCAGAUGGUGCUGUAGGGCUCAGUGGAUUGAGUAGACAGCUGACCGCUCAGAGUCAAUGACAAUGGUCUGUGAGUGACCGCAGAGUGCCUUGCUCAAAAUAAAUUGAUCUUCUCGAUGGAAAACUAAAUGGAGACAUUUGAGGACAAUGGAUAUUGGAUAAAAAGUCAUACAAAGUGGUUUCUCUAAUGCUGUAAAAGUGUUUGCAGAGAGCGAGAGAUACAAAUUGCCUGUGUGUUGAGUUAAGAAAGGCUAAACGUCUGGGCUUACAGCCAGGGUGAGAAAAGAAAGGCUGAGCGUUCAGCUUUUAAUCUCAGGGUUCAGGAGUAGAGCAGAGUUUUCUCAUGCAAGUCCCUCUCUCUCUUGCUCACUCACCUUCUGUCUAUCCCUUUGCCUCUCAGACUCCCCCACAUCAAUUAAGGCUAAUUAAAAAGCCUUUUAAUCUCUUUAAUGAUAACUAACAAGGCCUCUGCCCUCUCUCUGCCCCACCCAUAUAUCUUUCUUUAUAUCUCUCCCUCCCCCCUCUCAGUUUGCUGACCUGUCGGAGGCUGCGACCCGUAACACCGAUGCCAUCCGCCAGGCCAAGCAGGAGGCUAACGAGUACAGGCGUCAGGUACAGGCCCUAACCUGUGAGGUGGACUCUCUCAAAGGAACUGUAAGUACCUCCUGUGCAACCACUAUCCCUGUUCACUUCCUUUCUUGACUUAUUCCUUUCAGCUCCUAGUGGAGCAAAGGGCCUCGAUAGUGAGUCUCCAGCAAACCCUACGUCUCACUACAGAGGAAAUAUAGUGUACUACUAGAGUGAAAAGUACCAGCAGAACAUCUCCUGUGCUGAGUCAGAUGAAAUGCAACUUUAAUGAAAUUAGUGGUUGAACACCAAAAAUAGACUAGCAAAACAACCUCAGCUGACUGAGUGCAUUCUGGUGUCCUCCCAAGACUUGAUUUAACAACCCAGAUGCAAAUACAAUGUUAACAGAAUUUCUGGAAGUGUCUUUGCAGAGAAUUUCUAAAUGUACUACUGUGUAGCAUCCCUUUACCCCAGACAAUGACCUGUGUCUUCUUGCUCUUGGUAGAGCAAGUCCCUCCCAGUCUCUUCUAUAUAUUUGCUUAGACUCCUACAGCCACAUCUCAGGGCAACCUAUAUGAGAGCAUAAUUUAACCUGAAACAAUGAGUAAUCUCUUCUUAUCAACCUAUGAUGUGUAGAAUGAGUCCCUGGAGCGUCAGAUGAGGGAGCUGGAGGAGAGCUUUGGCUGCGAGGCUAAUAACUUCCAGGACACCAUCGCUCGCCUGGAGGACGACAUCAGGAACAUGAAGGAUGAGAUGGCCCGUCACCUCAGAGAGUACCAGGACCUGCUCAACGUCAAGAUGGCCCUGGACAUAGAGAUCGCCACCUACAGGAAGCUGCUGGAGGGAGAGGAGAGCAGGUGAGGUCAUGAUGGUGAUGGACAUGGAGAUAGAUACCUACCACAAGCUGCUGGAGGGAGAAGGGAGCACGUGAUAUAAACAGAGAGGAAUUGGAAAGAGAGAGGAGAGGAAGUAGAGUUAAUGAGAGCGGGUGCACAUGAGGGGGAGUGUAUGUAUGUAUAUAUAUAUAUAAUUUGCCUGUGUGUUUGUGUACUAUAAGUGUCUUUUGAUGUUUAUGGUAGUUUAUACAAGAGACUGAUGAGUCAAUACUGAAACAAACAGGUUUUAUCUUGUGUUCUCCUCUGGACUGUAGAUAAGCGUAUUAAAUGGGCCUGUAAGGAAGAUUAGUGUAUCUGUGGUUUGCAUGCCAGUUACUCAAAACCUCAGACGUCUAGCUGUGUCUAAUGCGCUUUUCCUUCUCUCCUCCCCCCCUCUCUUUCUCACUCUUAGAAUCACCACUCCCAUGCCCAACUUCUCAUCAUUUAACCUGAGAGGUAGGUUCCAUUUUGAUAAAGCUAUAAAACAGAGCACUACCUCCUGUGGAAACGCAUUACUCAUGAGGAUAUCCUGAACACUAGCUUGACAACUUCACCAGAGAACCAGCAGAAUUAUCCUCAUAUAACCUCGGAGUGAUGCAGCUGAGCCUUAUAAUUAUUGAUAGUUGGGACUCUGAAAGUCCUUCUCAAAGAGAAAUCAUGUAAUGGAAUGUAACCGCUUAUACUGAUUUUAUAUGGCGACAUAAAGGUUGUAUACAACAGUAUGUAACAAUUCAGUUACUGAUUUGAUUAGGACGGUUAAUCAUGUGUUGUUGUAUUGUGAGUGGAACAUUUAAUAUCAUUGUAUCCCGGUUGCACUCUAUUCAAUAUUUUGUCUUAUUGCAGAAUCCAUGCUGGAGGCUAGACCAAUGAUUGAGAACCUGUCAAAGAAGGUUGUGAUCAAGACCAUUGAAACUAGAGAUGGUCAU